AUGUCAGCUUAUAUCAUCCCUCCAUAUAUCCUCCACACCAGCUUAGGGGCCAAGCUCGAGAAGGUGUUGAAGGAGAAGGAUCAUGAAUUGGCAGAAUCAAACUCAGUGGCAUUAAGUGGGGGUGAAGAAAUUGUAAUUGAACAACCUGCUCAGUAUAAGUUCUCCUCCGAUAAUGGCAUUCAUACCAUCAUUAAAGAGAAAUUGUUAUAUAAACUUGGAAUUAUGGGGGUUUUAGGGACAUCUCUCAAACCUCCUGACCAAUACACCGACGAGGAAACGUUUGAAUACUUUGAAAUCUUCAAACAUCGGUUAUUAUCGGAAGAUAAGGAUGAUAAGAAAUUCAACGCCUCCCGUUUUGGUGAAGUUAUCGUCAGUCAUACGCCUAUAGGUGACAAAUAUAAGAAGUUUAUGGAUUAUACGCUUAAGGAGUUAUUGUUGGCAUCGAAAUUAGAGACCGAUGGUAGUAAAAAUACCGUUCCUCCGUUUUUCAAGAUUGGUGAUGAUUACUUCAAUUACUCAUUACCCAGUACCUGGGUAUCGUUGACCCCUGCGGUGUUUGUAAACAAGUUAACAGAACAUGUGGAUUUGAAUAUCAACCACAAUGAUGGGUUUUGUAACCUUCAAUUCAAAACUAUUGGAGGUAAUGUUGAUAAUAAUGGUAGAAAUAAGUAUUUGAACUUUAUCACCAAUAAUCCUAUCCCGUCAUCCACCGGGAUCUUCUAUUAUGAAGUAGAGAUCCUUCAACAUUGUACAGAUGCCACUGACCAUAUCCCAUUGUUAUCCAUUCAAGAUUCAACCAUCUCUUCCAAUCAAUCACCUCAAUUCAAUCUUGGGUUCGUUAAACGUCACGUGAACUACGAUAAACGACUCACAGUGAUCAAUGAAGCUACCAAAUUCAUCGUUGACCUUGAAGAUGUCAAAAAGGAGUUGGUUCUUAAUCAAGAUGACGUCAUAAAUAGACCUUUGAAUAUGAACUUCGAGCAUCUUUUAGAUUCCAGACCAGGUGAAUUCAAAGAUAGUUUGGCUUUAGAUCUUAGUGAUGGUUAUUUCUAUAAUUCCAUUAAAGAUGGUGAACCAAGGCAUACUAUCCUUAAUAUGAAUCGAAGAUUAUCGUCAUUCACACGACAAUUGGAUGAAGAUUCUAGAAUCAAUACCGAUAUUAACUUCUCUACGGUGGUACAAAAACAACUGGAUGUUAAGAUUCUUAAAUCCGAUAUUAUUGGUAUGGGAGUUAACUAUAUAACCAAAUCAAUGUUCAUUACUUUGAAUGGUGUGUUGAUCAAAGAGAUCAAUCAAGAAGAUAUUGAAGGUACUAAUCUUACCAGAGAGAAUUUGUUUGAUGAAGAGAUUUAUCCUAUGAUAGGAUUCAUGGUGAAUGAGGUUAAAAUCACUAAACAGAAGGAACCAACAGAACUUGUGAUAAAGACUAAUUUGGGGUUUAAGGAUUUCGAAUUCAAUAUCAAUCAUUAUGUAUUGAAAUGUAAAGAUCACAAUUCGAAGAAAUUGGACUUAUCAUUGGUUCAAAGUUCACCUAAGAAAGAUUUGAAUGAACUUAUCAAGGAGUAUUUAAACGUUGAAGGAUACAUUGAUACGUUUAAAGCCCUCAAUUCGGAUUUGGCCGAACUUAAUCAAUUUACGGGAUUUCCCGAUUUGGAUAUUGAACCUAUUGAUGGUACAAACAGGAAUCAUUUAAAACGGUUCUUUAAAGAGUAUGAGUUUGACAAGAUUUUAAGUCUUUUGGAUGAUCAGUAUAAUGAAGUGUUUGGUGAUGAAGGAGGUAAAACUAUCAUUUUUGACAUCAAAAUCAACCAUUUAAUGUUCAGAUUGAAUAAACAUAUCGAUAAGGUAUUAGCUGGAGAGGUUACGGACAUAGCGGAUCUAUGGACAUCGAUUACAGCUUUGAAUAGUGAGUAUAAAGGAGAUCAUGAUAAAAUGGAGAAAAUCAAACAAUAUUCAGUUUUCAUUCUCAUAAAGGAUUCUAAGGGUUUGGGGAAUUUACCAGGAUACAAGAAACUCCGACAAUUAGACGAAUUGAAUCAACAGUUAUUCAGUAAAGUCAAUAAGAAGAUUCUCAAAUCACGGAAUUUUAAAGAUAUUUCCGGUCUUGAAAGUAUCGUCACCACAGUUGAGAACAACAUCAAAGACCUCAACUUACAAUAUUGUGAUAACGACUUUGCAUUGAUCAAUUUUGAACGAGAUAAAUUGGAUUUAUAA
Messenger RNA from Yamadazyma jaroonii, 2214 nucleotides. The record is from the annotation of a GenBank genome assembly. Lineage: Eukaryota; Fungi; Ascomycota; Pichiomycetes; Serinales; Debaryomycetaceae.